AAACCGCCGCCGUUGACAACAAGUGUUUAGCUUCGUUGUUUGUGCAUGCACGUGUUGACGGAACAUUUUCACAUAAAACUUUAUUUUCUUGAAUUACACGUUAUUUUAUAAACAGUAGCUAAAAUAAAAUGCCUAGAUCCAAAAGAGAUAAGAAAAUUUCCCUCACCAAAACCGAUCGAAAAGGUCUCGCUUGGAAACAACAGAUUAUUGAAGACAUCAGAAGAUGUGUGGAGAAAUACCCCAAUAUAUUUGUGUUUCAAGUUCAAAAUAUGCGCAACAACUUGCUGAAGGAUCUGAGACAAGAAUGGAAGCAAAAUUCACGUUUCAUUUUUGGUAAAAAUCGCAUUAUGCAAAUCGGUUUGGGCCGCACCAAAGCUGAAGAAGUUGAAACAGAUUUGAGCAAAUUGUCCAGACGGCUGACGGGCCAAGUGGGUCUUCUGUUUACGGAGAAAAGCAAGAAAGAAGUUUUGGAAUGGGCUGAAAACUAUUGGGCUGUUGAAUAUGCACGCAGUGGUUUUAAGGCAACAGAGACUGUGGUGCUACCAGAGGGUCCCUUGGAAGAGUUUUCACAUUCCAUGGAACCGCAUUUAAGAUCGCUUGGACUGCCAACAAAACUACAAAAGGGUGUUGUGACGCUCGUCUCGGACUAUACGGUGUGCGAGGAGGGAAAGGUUUUGACACCCGAACAAGCCAGAAUACUUAAAUUGGUUGCUAAACCCAUGGCAAAGUUCCGUCUGACAAUGAAGUGUUCCUGGACAAAAGCAGAUGGCUUUGAAUUGCACGUUCCUGAUGAUAUCAACGAUGAUGAAGAAGAUAAAGCCGACAGCGGUCAAGGCGAAGAAGUUGAUGACGACGAUGAUGGAGAGGCAAUGGAUCAGGAUGAGGAUGAAGAUUCUGAUGAAGAUGAGGAAGACGAUUAGAGUACAUAUGUAUUUAUGUAGUGCUAACAAAUACUUUAGUUUAGUUGAAAAUAUAGCCAUAAGAUUUAUUUUUUCAUUAAAAUUAAAUUUAUAUAAAACUAA
Molecule: messenger RNA, 1022 nt
Organism: Musca domestica (house fly)
Lineage: Eukaryota; Metazoa; Arthropoda; Insecta; Diptera; Muscidae
Gene: RpLP0-like
Product: mRNA turnover protein 4 homolog
Exons: 2
Coding region: 129-920 (263 amino acids)
Biological process (GO): nuclear-transcribed mRNA catabolic process; rRNA processing; ribosomal large subunit biogenesis
Cellular component (GO): nucleolus; preribosome, large subunit precursor
Molecular function (GO): RNA binding
Source: RefSeq, a predicted model, not a curated record